CACUCGAGCGUCUAUUUCCCCAUAGAAAACUUUCCCCUUCGACGUCGAAUUGGCGGCAAAUCCAAAUCCAAAAGAAACGAAAGUUUCGAUUUUUCAUUUCAGUACUAGGCUCUAGGGUGCCCAGAGCUUUCCUUCCGAGCAACAAUGGAGGUUUCGACCUCCUCGGCUUUCAAUUUGGGGAUUUUGGACACUCUCACCGACGACUCAAUCCAAGAAAUCUCCGGCAGCUACGACGGCUUCUGCGCCGCCACGGAGGCGCUUCUCAACGGCGCCGGCGACCUCUCCGUUGGCUCGGAGUUCGUCGCCCACGUCCACGCCCUCUGCAAACACGGCCUCGACUCUCUCGUCAGAGACCACUUCCUUCGUGCUCUCGAGGAAACUUUUCAGAGAAAUGGCGCUUUCAAAUUUUGGAGGCAUUUCGAUCCUUAUCGCGGUAGUUCCGAACUCCAACUGAAAAACUCCAAUAUUGGGGAAGACGAAGUUCAGGAAGUACUGUGCAAGGCAUUGGAAGAGAUAUCAACGGAAAAGCAAUAUCAAGAGAAGUGCUUGUUAAUGCUGGUUCACGCUUUACAGUCUUUCAAGGACAAUUCAUCAGAUGGAAGCCAUAAUUCGCAUUCAGAGAGAGUUCACCUCUUUUCUAAGUAUCAAUUACUAGUGUCUUCGGUUCUAAUGGCUUCUCUUCCUCGUCAUUUUCCUGAGGUGCUACAUUGGUACUUUAAGGAGAGCUUGGAGCAAUUAAGUACUAUCAUGGCGGGAGAAUUUGAUGGGGAUUAUGAUGAUGAUGAAAGUGAAAUUCAAGAUAAGGAUGACAUGGCUUUAGAUGAAAGGAGCAAAGGAUCCUAUGGGGCUGGUAAAAUGGAAAUUGAUGAAUCCUCUAUACAAGGCAGGUUCUCUGAGAAUAACAAGUUGGUGAAAAAUAUUGGGAAGGUUGUUCGCGAUCUUAGGAAUCUUGGUUUUACAUCCAUGACUGAAGAUGCCUAUGCUUCUGCCAUAUUUUUGCUUCUUAAGGCCAAAGUACAUGAUCUUGCUGGUGAUGAUUACAGGAGUUCGGUCUUGGAGUCCAUUAAAGGGUGGAUACAGGCCGUGCCUCUUCAGUUCUUGCAUGCCCUUCUUGCUUAUCUUGGUGAGUCCACCAGUUAUGAGGAUGUCUCAUCCGGCCUCAAGUCACCUUUGGCUUCACACCCUUCAUCAUUUUAUCCUGGGUCUGAGACGCCAUCUGAAGGACUUGUAAGAUGGCAAUUGCGACUAGAAUAUUUUGCCUAUGAAACUCUGCAAGAUUUAAGAAUAGCCAAGCUAUUUGAGAUUAUUGUGGACUACCCUGACAGUUUGCCCGUGAUUGAAGAUUUAAAACAGUGUCUUGAGUACACUGGACAGCAUUCCAAGCUGGUUGAGUCAUUUAUCACUGCACUACGAUAUCGCUUACUUACUGCAGGUGCCUCAACCAAUGACAUAUUACAUCAAUAUGUUUCGACUAUUAAGGCACUCAAGACAAUGGAUCCAGCAGGUGUUUUCCUUGAAGCAGUUGGUGAACCAAUAAGAGAUUAUCUAAGAGGAAGGAAAGACACUAUAAAAUGUAUUGUGACCAUGCUUACAGAUGGUAGUGGUGGGAAUUCAAAUAUUUCUGGAAAUACUGGGGACAGCCUUCUUGAAGAAUUAAAUAGAGAUGAAGAAAGUCAGGAAAACACUGGUCUUGAUGAUGAUUUUAACACCGAUGACAAGCAAGCAUGGAUAAAUGCCAUACGCUGGGAGCCUGACCCCGUAGAAGCUGACCCUUUGAAGGGUAGCAGGAACCGAAGGAAGGUUGACAUACUUGGGAUGAUUGUUGGCAUAAUUGGUUCCAAAGAUCAACUUGUUAACGAAUAUCGUGUCAUGCUGGCUGAAAAACUUCUCAACAAGUCUGAUUAUGACAUAGACACAGAAUUGCGCACUCUUGAACUCCUCAAGAUACAUUUUGGAGAGAGCAGCAUGCAGAAAUGUGAAAUUAUGCUAAACGAUUUAAUCGGUUCCAAGAGGACAAACAGCAACAUUAAAGCAACCAUAAAUCAAUUAUCUCAAACCGGCUCUGAGCUGGGGGAUACUGCGUUGCCCAUGGAUAUUCUUGAUGCUACAAUUCUAUCUUCUAAUUUCUGGCCUCCAAUCCAGGACGAGUCCCUUGUUAUACCUCAGCCUGUUGACCAGCUGCUCUCUGAUUAUGCAAAGAGAUUUAAUGAAAUCAAGACCCCUCGUAAGCUACUGUGGAAGAAAAAUCUUGGUGCAGUCAAGUUGGAAUUGCAAUUUGAAGAUAGAGAGAUGCAGUUUACAGUGGCUCCAGUGCAUGCAGCUAUAAUUAUGAAAUUUCAAGAUGAGGCUAGUUGGACCUCUAAAAAUCUUGCAACUGCAAUUGGGGUUCCAGUAGAUGUGCUUAACCGCAGGAUAAAUUUCUGGAUAAGCAAGGGAGUUCUUGCAGAAUCAAUUAGAGAAGACAACAAUCAUGUCUUUACCCUGAUGGAAGGUAUGGUUGACUCAAGUAAGAAUGUUGGUAACAGUGGGAAUUGUGAAGAACUAGUAGCUGAUGAUGAGGGAGAGAAAUCUGUGGCUUCUGUGGAAGAUCAACUUCGGAAAGAAAUGACUGUGUAUGAGAAAUUUAUCAUGGGGAUGCUCACAAAUUUCGGAAACAUGGCAUUGGAUCGAAUCCAUAAUACCCUUAAGAUGUUCUGUGUAGCCGAUCCGUCUUAUGACAAAAGUCUCCAACAGUUGCAAAGCUUCUUAUCUGGACUAGUUGCUGAAGAGAAGCUAGAACUGAGAGAUGGAAUGUACUCUCUAAAGAAGUAAUAGACUGAUAUGUCUCAUAUCCUUCCAGUCAGAAAUAAAGAGGCGAGAUUAUCCGUUAAAGAGUUUGAAGAUGGGCUUUUGAGGCUAGGGUGUUGACGUGUUGUUGAAAAUUUGCUAAUUAUGGGGCAGUAAUUAAAAUGUCAAAUUCUAAUCAUCUCAAGGGAGGUUUUUCCGUGUAUCAUGCAGUGGAAUGAACGUAUCCAACCUUGUAAUGGUAGUGAAUAUUCAAAAAUUCAAUUUUCCUAGUACAUAUAUUCUUCAUCUAUUAGAUGAUAAUGUAACGUAUG
Messenger RNA from Morus notabilis, 3098 nucleotides. Its product is annotated as anaphase-promoting complex subunit 2. The coding region runs from base 145 to 2811 and encodes 888 amino acids. NCBI's taxonomy places the organism in Eukaryota, Viridiplantae, Streptophyta, Magnoliopsida, Rosales, Moraceae. Gene Ontology annotation, biological process: ubiquitin-dependent protein catabolic process. The record is from RefSeq and is a predicted model, not a curated record. Gene Ontology annotation, molecular function: ubiquitin protein ligase binding. Gene Ontology annotation, cellular component: anaphase-promoting complex. The transcript has 16 exons.